GCCAGCUGCGACCACAGAGUAAAACCGUCUGCUCCACUUUUUUAAUGGCAUUUCCGCUUUAACCCCUUUAUCUGAAGCCAGAGAGCCAGUCGGCUGACGGAGCAGAGGACUUCUGUGCGAAGCUGAGCGACAGCAUUUAUUUUGAAAGUUGGAUUACGGCGGAGCCGCCUGAGCUGAGGGGAAAUAUCCUGCGCCAGAUGCGGCUCAGAAGAUGAGCAGCGCUGAAGUCCAGAUUGGGGAAAUAAGCGGGAUCCAGCGCUGUAGGCGGCAGUGUGGCGAGCGUAGAUAAGCCCCCCUAUGAGGUGAAAAGCCUUCCCUGUCCUGCAGUAUCCCCACCCAGCACCAACAGCAGGAAUAAGGGAUGUCACGACUGUUCCUCCUUUUGGCAAUGCUCAUUGUCUGCUGCAGCAUCCAGGUGUCCCCUGCUGCUACUCUGGAUAAGCUGAAGGAGAGUUGGAAGUUGUACAUGAUGGAGUGUGAUCACAACAACAGCCGAGAAUCACCAAGCACCGGCCUUGUGUGCAACAGGACUUUUGACAAUUAUGCCUGUUGGCCUGAUGGACUCCCCAACACCACUGUCAGCGUGUCGUGUCCGUGGUAUCUGCCGUGGCACCAUAAAGUUCAACACGGCAUGGUCUAUCAGGAAUGUGAUGCAAACGGCCAGUGGGUGACUUUGAAGAAUACCAGCGAGUGUGACUCCAAUGAUCUAAGUCAGCAGUACUACAGCCACAUUUGGAUCAUGUACACAGUGGGCUAUUCCUUAUCGCUGGUGGCGUUGGUGUUGGCGCUUGGCAUUCUCAUAUUCUUCAGAAAACUGCACUGCAUGAGGAACAACAUCCACAUGAAUCUGUUCGCCUCCUUCAUCCUGCGAGCGCUCUCCAUCUUUAUCAAAGACGCCCUGUUGGAGGCUACCAACAUCACAUCGCAGGACCUCAGCAGAAACCAGGAGCAAGGGUUCCCCCGAGCAUCUAUGCUUCCAGUGGAGCUCCUGGUCAACAAUGAGACGAUGGUCAACUGUCGCAUCGCCGUGGUGAUGAUGCAGUACAGCAUCAUGGCCAACAGCUACUGGCUGCUGGUGGAAGGCAUCUACCUCCACAACCUCCUGGUCAUCACUGUGUUUACAGAGAGGAACUACUUCAAAAUCUACCUCUGCAUUGGCUGGGGUACCCCGUUGAUAUUCCUCGUGCCCUGGGUGGUGGCUAAAUACCUUUAUGAAAAUCAAGAGUGCUGGAUGCUAAAUAUAAACAUGAAUUACUGGUGGAUCAUCCGUUCUCCCAUAUUGCUGGCAGUUGUGAUCAACUUCCUCAUCUUCAUCCAUAUCAUCAAAAUUCUCGUGUCAAAACUUCGAGCACAUCAAAUGAGAUACACAGAUUACAAAUUCAGGUUGGCUAAGUCGACCCUGACCCUGAUCCCUCUGCUGGGUAUCCACCAAGUGGUCUUUAUCUUUGUGACAGACGAGUCCACCAACACCACCAGCGGCCUGCGUGUCACCAAACUCUUCAUCGACCUCUUCUUCUCCUCCUUCCAGGGUCUCUUGGUGGCCAUCUUGUACUGCUUUGUCAACAAAGAAGUGCAGUCCGAGAUCCUGAAAAAGUGGAAGCGCUGGAAGCUAGGGAGGAACAUCGAGGAGGAGUACCGCCACACCUACAGCAACACGCCCAACUCGAAGACUGGCAGUCUGUUGAACCACGUCCCCCGGCUGCCUCAUCUCCCAGACAUCGCCAAAACCUCUGCCCCGGUCUGCACCCCGGAGGAGAGGCACAUGCUUGUGGCUGGAUGCCACAACGGCAUGGCCCACGGCAAGGAGGCAGACCAGUGCGCCUCCCCGCUGCACAAGGGAACCAUCAGCAACUGCACCCUCGUGGAGGACAUCAGCCUUAUGGACAAGAUGCAGUGUUACGAGGGUCAGACAGAGAGCGUGGAGAGCCACCUGUGAGAGGGGCUGGAAAUAAGAACGUGAUGAAGAAAGUUGGAGGGCCUUGAGCUCCCAUCUGGCUCUGACAUACUGCCCUGGGUGGCUGUGAAGAGCUGGGCUGAUAGAGUCAUCUGUCAGGGCGGUCUUUCCCCAGAGAUCACUGUCACUGGGUGACCGAGCAGCACUCAGCCCUCUCCACAGCCAGAUAACGAGCACGGCAGACAUCCACACUGAGACGUGUAAUGCGCUGUGAGCCUCACGAAUGGAUUUCUGUAGAUUUGUGUAAGAUACUGAAAGAAACCGAUGCAUGUUGAACAAUGCAAAUACAGCAUCCGGAGGCACAUAAGCCAUAUAGAAUAAUACGAAGAAAAACCCUGAAACCUCAAAUAGCAACAACGGAAACAAAACAGCAACCAGACACAGGGUCUUUGCUUGAGCCUCUGCAUUAAUUUGUGACGUGCAUCAAAUGUGUGUUUUGUGGUACUGGAGCGUAAAGACAAACUGGACAUUGAACUGUAGAAAAAAAACACCAAUCAAGAUGGUUGCGAAUGGAGGAAAAUGUUUUGUUUUGUUUUUUUUUUG
Messenger RNA from Chelmon rostratus (copperband butterflyfish), 2497 nucleotides. It is a transcript of the gene gcgra, whose product is annotated as glucagon receptor a. The record is from RefSeq and is a predicted model, not a curated record. NCBI's taxonomy places the organism in Eukaryota, Metazoa, Chordata, Actinopteri, Chaetodontiformes, Chaetodontidae. The coding region runs from base 362 to 1936 and encodes 524 amino acids. Gene Ontology annotation, biological process: cell surface receptor signaling pathway; adenylate cyclase-activating G protein-coupled receptor signaling pathway. The transcript is spliced from 14 exons. Gene Ontology annotation, molecular function: gastric inhibitory peptide receptor activity; peptide hormone binding; glucagon receptor activity. Gene Ontology annotation, cellular component: plasma membrane.